Molecule: messenger RNA, 1125 nt
Organism: Exaiptasia diaphana
Lineage: Eukaryota; Metazoa; Cnidaria; Anthozoa; Actiniaria; Aiptasiidae
Product: somatostatin receptor type 5-like
Exons: 1
Coding region: 1-1125 (374 amino acids)
Biological process (GO): G protein-coupled receptor signaling pathway
Cellular component (GO): membrane
Molecular function (GO): G protein-coupled receptor activity
Source: RefSeq, a predicted model, not a curated record
AUGUCAGCAUCCAAUCUUCUUCGCACUAACAACUCCAACAAUAGUAGAGAGCACUACAACAACUUUACGACUAAUGGUUGCAAUGAAAGCGAUUCGGAGAAAGUAGCAAAGCAAACUGUCUACGUUCUAAUCAGUGUACUGGGAAUUGUUGGCAAUAUCUUCGUGAUUAUACUCGCUACUCGGUUCACUGUGCGCAAGAAACUGCAUCAUUUGAUUAUCAACAUGGCCGUGUCAGAUACUCUGUUUCUUUUUGUCCGUUUAUUAGACGGACUAGUCCCGAUACGUUCUGAACUUGUAUGGCCGAGAGCGCACAUCGGUAGUUUUCCUUUAAUGAUAAUACUCCUUUUGCUUGUUUCACAUAGAGUAUCAUUAGCUAGUCUACUGGUAAUCAGCAUCGAACGAUUCAGAGCUACAAGAGCAACACUACAAAGAGCACAGCCAUCCACAAUAAAAGAACGCUUAUUAGUCCUUAGUGCGACCUGGCUGAUACCGAUGUUAUUCGGGACCACCGAACUGCUUCUCAUAAAAUUUGUCAGUGAGCGUACAUUUCAAAUAGACAUUUCUAAUGCUGCAAAAUGGAUACAACGAUUUUUGAAUUUUAUGAGUACUAUCGCAUGCUGUGUGAUACUAGUUCUUUGUAUCAAAACAACAAGAAGACUGCGUACACCUCGAACCAUUGAAAGCCAUGUUAGUGAAGAACAGCGAAACAUUCGAGCAACCCGAACACGAGCAGCCGUUCGAAUGGUCCUUGCAUCUGUGUUGCUGUAUUUUUGCUGCUUUAUCUUCACAUUUGUGCUUAACUCCACUGGAUUUUUUACUGGRUUUUAUAGCCCACUUGGCAUAACGYAUGAAAAUWGGUUCUGUCCAAAAAGUAACGCCGAAAACGCUUUGGUAAUUUUUGUCAUUAUCGUAUUCAAUUUUCUCCCAGCCGUCAAUUCCUUCCUUAGUCCGUGGAUCUAUGUCAUAUUUCUGCCUGACUUUCGAGCAGCUGCAAAAAAGGUUGUGUGCCUUCGAAAGGCAACUAUGAAUCAGUCACCUAACACAAUGUCUUCUAUCAUUGAGCUUCAGGCAAUGCCAAACUCGUCAGUCGGGCCUGGAAACAGACUAAAUCCUGAUGAAGAUUAA